AUGACAAUCAGAAGAUCCGCACGCAUAAGUGGCCGGGGAAACGGAGUACAAGCACCACCCACCUCACAAACUACAACUUCACAGAAGCGGAAGCCUUCGCCAGAACCGCCUUCGACUCCGGCGAAGAAGCGCAUCCGGCCAGUUGAGCCUGUGACACCAACACCCACGGCCGUGGGACUGAUCACCGAGAAUGGGAAUCACAAGUUGGGAAAGAAACCCCGCAAUGCCGCAGUUACACGCAUAGCAGACCCAAACCUUUCCAACGCCACCUUGCUGUCGCCAGAAACAUCAAGAAUUAUUGCGUCACGAGACAUCGAGCUUGUGUCGCCUUCAAAGGCAUCCAGUGUCAGGACUACGACGGCAAACCUUCUAGAAGAGGCAUGCGCCCACCUCAUCAAGGUGGAUGAGCGGAUGCGACCCUUGGUUGAGAAACACCACUGCCGGGUCUUCUCACCCGAGGGCCUGGCUGAGAAGAUCGACCCGUUCGAGAGCCUGACGAGCGGCAUCAUCUCACAGCAGGUGUCCGGGGCCGCAGCCAAGUCAAUCAAGGCUAAAUUUGUUGCACUGUUCCACAAGGACGGGGAGGAGACAGAGAAGAGGUUCCCGCUCCCGUCCGAGGUGGCGGCGUGCUCGGUCGAGCAUCUGCGAACGGCGGGCUUGUCCCAGCGCAAGGCGGAAUACAUUCAGGGGUUGGCCGAGAAGUUUGCGAAUGGGGACCUGAACGCGCAGCUCCUGCACGAUGCGCCGUAUGAAGAAGUGCUGGAGAAACUCAUCGCUGUCAGGGGGUUGGGGAGAUGGUCCGUCGAGAUGUUUGCGUGCUUCGCCCUUAAACGGAUGGAUGUGUUCUCCCUCGGCGACCUGGGAGUGCAACGAGGCAUGGCUGCCUUCGUCGGAAGAGACGUUGCCAAACUCAAGUCCAAAGGGGGCAAGUGGAAGUACAUGUCUGAGAAAGACAUGUCUGAGCUCUCAGAGCAGUUUGCUCCAUAUCGUAGCCUAUUUAUGUGGUAUAUGUGGCGGGUGGAGGAGACUGAUAUCAGCACUCUAGAGUGA
Clonostachys solani is the source of this 1050-nucleotide messenger RNA. NCBI's taxonomy places the organism in Eukaryota, Fungi, Ascomycota, Sordariomycetes, Hypocreales, Bionectriaceae. The record is from the annotation of a GenBank genome assembly.